AUGUCUUCAAUUUUAGCCCGUGCCAGACGUUCGGUCGGUAUAACCCACGAAAGUCGUUCACGUAGCGUUGAUCAAGAAAGUAGUUCAAUCUCUUCUCGUUCAGGUUCCGGUUUGGGUGCACCAGAAGGUCAUCCUGACACCGUUGCAGGCGGAGCCGUUGAUGGAGCCAAAUUGGAAAAAGCUGCAAGUAAAGCUGCCGGUAUUGAUGGUAUCGGAUCCGAUGAUGUAGCAAAAGUCGACGUCGUUUUGGCCCAACAGAAUGAUGGUGAUAUUCAGUACAGAACGAUGUCAUGGCAAAAAUGCGCUGCAAUCUUGUUCGGAGAAUAUGUUUGUUUGGCCAUUUUGAGUUUCCCUUGGGCAUUCAAAACAUUAGGAAUGGCAGGUGGAAUUUUGGCCACCUUGGGAAUGGGAGCGAUCGCUUUGUAUACUUCUAUGACCCUAUGGCGUUACUGUAUGCUGCAUCCUCACAUGUUGCAUAUCGCCGAUUUUGGAUACCAAUUAUUCGGAAAAACAUGGAUCGCAUACGAAUUAACCGCUAUCGCUCUCAUCCUCAACAAUACCUUCAUUCAAGGCUUGCAUACAUUAACCGGAAGUGAAAUUUUGAAUGUGCUGUCCGAACAUGGAACGUGUACACUCGUUUUCAGUAUCGCGAUCAUGCUCCUUUGCUUCCUUUUGACUUUACCGCGUAAAAUGGAGAAUGUUGCAAUGAUGGGAAUCGUUUCUGCAAUUUCAAUGGGUAUCGCAAUCCUGCUCGUGCUCAUUUUCACAGGUAUCCAAGGUAAAGAACCUGCUGGAUUUGAUCCUGCUGAGCCAGUUCGAAUCACUGCUUUUGCUCCCCCAGGUACCACAUUCGUCGACGGCUUUAAUGCAUUCCUCAACAUCGUUUUCACUUGGGUUGGUCAAAUCUGUUAUCCAAGCUUUAUCGCUGAAAUGAAGAAUCCGGAAGAUUUCCCUAAAGCGCUCUAUGCAGUCACAGUUGCUGAAUUUGUCUUGUUCACUUUAACCGGAAUCGUGGUCUACUACUAUUGCGGUCAAUACACGCAAACACCUGCCGUUGCCAACUUGGGUCCAAUUUUCAAGAAAAUUUCCUUUGCUUUCGUUUUACCGACGACGAUUAUCAUUGGUGUGAUUUAUGCAGCAGUUGUUGUCAAAUAUAUGUUCCACAGAAUCACAUUUGGAACCCGUCAUUAUAACCACAACACCGUUAGAGGUUGGACGAUUUGGACUUUAUGCUGCGCAUCUACUUGGAUCUUUGGUUGGGUGAUUGGUGAAGCAGUACCUUUCUUUGGCGUUUUACUCAGUUUGAUGAGCGCUUUGUUCGAUGGUUGGUUCGGUUUCAUCUUUUGGGCAGCCGCUUAUCGUGAAUUGAAUCAUGGUAAAUUAUGGAAAGGACAAAAACUUACUCGUAAACUGGAAACCAUAUUUAACGUUUUCCUUGCCCUUGCUGGUUUGUUCAUCUUUGGUCCUGGAACGUAUACCAGUGUAGAAGCCAUCAUUCAAAGUUAUGCAACCGGAAGUGUCAAAAGUCCUUUCACUUGUGCAAAUAAUGCCGUUUAAAAAAAAGGUGCAACCCUUACAAUAUGCUCUUUUCUCCUCUUGCUUUUCUUUCUUUUUGCUUCUUAAUGAGACCAUGUUUUGUUUGCUCUUACCAUUUCUUCUUGAUAUGUAUCUAUAGUAUUAAUUCUAUCUAGUGUUUCCUUGUCUU
This is a messenger RNA of Meira miltonrushii, 1705 nucleotides long. RefSeq lists its product as uncharacterized. The record is from RefSeq and is a predicted model, not a curated record. The transcript has 2 exons. Gene Ontology annotation, molecular function: amino acid transmembrane transporter activity. Lineage: Eukaryota; Fungi; Basidiomycota; Exobasidiomycetes; Exobasidiales; Brachybasidiaceae. Gene Ontology annotation, biological process: amino acid transmembrane transport. Gene Ontology annotation, cellular component: vacuolar membrane. The coding region runs from base 1 to 1557 and encodes 518 amino acids.